Molecule: messenger RNA, 918 nt
Organism: Myxocyprinus asiaticus (Chinese sucker)
Lineage: Eukaryota; Metazoa; Chordata; Actinopteri; Cypriniformes; Catostomidae
Gene: tyrobp
Product: transmembrane immune signaling adaptor TYROBP
Exons: 5
Coding region: 126-476 (116 amino acids)
Biological process (GO): positive regulation of natural killer cell activation; positive regulation of microglial cell mediated cytotoxicity; positive regulation of macrophage fusion
Cellular component (GO): cell surface
Molecular function (GO): signaling receptor binding
Source: RefSeq, a predicted model, not a curated record
UCCACCCUUGACAUCCUUUGGUUGUGUCUUCAUGGACUGUGAUAAAUCAUCAGCAUAAAAUCAGUGUUAUUUUACUCAAAGGCAUUUCCCAUAUUAUUAGCUUUGAAUUUCAAGGUGUAUUCAUUAUGAAAAGGAUUCUAUAUUUAAUGGUCCCCAUGAGUGGACUGCUUGCAAGCUUUGUUGAGGGGAACCAAGACUGUAGUUCAUGCUAUCAGUUGGACAUUGGAGUGACUAUUGGGAUCAUCACUUGUGACAUCGUCCUCACACUUCUCAUUGCACUCUCAGUCUACUGUUUUGUGUCCCAUCAAAAAAGGAGAAUAAGUUUACAUGCCCAGGCCAGAGGAUGCGGGUCAGGCAAAGUAAAAACUCACCAGUCAUCAAUGAGGCCGAAGACGAUUGAAGUGGAAUCCCCUUACCAGGAACUUUAUGGAGUACAGUCAGACAUAUAUAGUGAUCUUCAACAGUAUCAGAAAUGAGGUGUGACCGCCAGUGAACUAGACCUUAUGAGGUGUCGCAAAGGGUCAGAUCUUCUUUUUAAAACAAUUUUAAAACAAUUUUAGAAUAUUAUGUACCACUGUAAAAGACAGCAACAUCUUCAAGACCUGACAUUUUGAAAUGUUAUAUUAAUAAUGGUUUGUGUGCAUACCUAAGAAUACUUUGUGUUUACAUUUGUGUUGAUAUAAAUAAGCAACAGAAUUUUGAUUUGUGCAUUAAUGUGUCCCAAUUCCAUUUAUUUGUGGUAUAAGAACAAGAGUACAUUCAUCAUGGUUUGUGGAAAGGUGAAGUGAUCUUCACAUAAAUUUCACAAAAAAAUCUGUCAUGUCAUAUUUAUUCAUAAAUUACCUUUGUAACAGAACUAUAUCAGCUUAUAUUUGUUUUUGUUCUUCACUUACAGUAGAAAUAAAGACUUUUAGUUUG